Messenger RNA from Cetraspora pellucida, 2862 nucleotides. The record is from the annotation of a GenBank genome assembly. Lineage: Eukaryota; Fungi; Glomeromycota; Glomeromycetes; Diversisporales; Gigasporaceae.
AUGGAGUUAGAACCUGAGAAUGUGUUUGAGCCUGAUAAUGCAUUAGAGCCUGAGCCUGAUUAUGCGUUAAAGCCUGAUUAUAUGUUAGAGUCUAAUUAUAUGUUAGAGCCUGAUUAUGUGUUAGAGCCUGUUGAUAUUGAUUUAGAUAAGUUGAAAUCUAAUAAUAUGGAUGUUAAUGAAGAUAAUGAAGAUUUACUUCAGUUCUCCACAUUAUCACAAACUGCUGCUUUUAUUGUCGAAGAACUUCAACUAUUUUCAAUUACUCAAUCACAGGCAUUUAAAAGAAUAAUUGAAGAACUUGAUAUUCAAGCCAAUAGUUUUAAGUUUAAGCAUAUAACUGUUAGUGAUACCGUUAAUAAUGAGUCGAAUAUUAUGUUGUGCUUAGAAAAAUUAGAAAAAAAAUAUGGCAUUUUUAAAAUUCAUUGUUUUGGUCAUACAUUACAACUUGCAAUUAAUGAUGUAUUAAAAGAGUGUUUAGAAAUUACUAACUUAAUAAAAAGAUAUAAAGAUGUUGUAUUCCAUUUUAGCAGAAGCCCAAAGCAAAAACAAUUUCUUUUAAAAGUGCAAAUAGAGAUGAAUGACUGGAAUAAUUUUCUUUUUGUAGUUCAUGAUGUUUUGACAAGGUGGAAUUUGACAUAUUAUUUAUUAAAACGAUUAACAAUUCUUAAACCUGCAAUAUAUAGAUAUAAGUCAUUUUUAGUUGAAGUUAAUGACAAUACUAAGUUAUGUGAAUCAAUUGGUGAUAUCAAAGAAUUUUCUGACACACCUCAAGCUGAGACAUCCUUCAACACAUCCACAAAUAUUCUUAUAUUUAACAUACCUGAAAUUGUAAAUCCUCAAUCAGCAAAAAAUAUAAUCAGGUUAUCGACUACUGAUUAUAUCAAAAAAGGUAAGAAUGUAUCACCUGCUUCAUCUAUUACUAACAUGACCCAGGAUCUCUUCGAUUCUAUAACAAAUGAAAGUUCAGUUGCUUUGUCAUUAGUAUCUACUGAUAUAUCUCUGCCUCCUGAGAUCAUAUAUACAAAAUCUGUAGAUGAUAAAUCCAAACUAGUUUCUGAAAUCAUUAAACUAGUGAAUAAUAAAGUUGAACCCAAGAUUUCUCUUGACUUACUUGCAAACAAUAAACUAAAAAACAGCAAUGAAGAAUUCAAUACCCAAUUGAAAACAUACCUACUUGAAUAUAUACCUCAAGAAAAAAGAGAGACUCACCUCCGUCAAAAAGCUAUUGAGCUUGGUGAAGAUCCUAACAAAUUCAUUAUCAUUACUGAAAAAAAUAAGCUCAAUUCUAUAGCAUUCCGUGAUAGAAUGCAGACUGACACGAGAAUGUGUAGUUAUGCAAAGAAGACUGAAAAAAAUCCUAGUGAAUAUAUGGAUAUGACAAUGCAAAAAAGAUUAAUAAGUGAAGAAAUAAUCCAUCAUUCUCUUGAAGAAAAUAAAAUCACCUUAUUAUGGCUAGAUACUGAUAAGGAAUGGAAAAAAACAAUAAGCAUACUCCAGGCAAAUGGUAAUUGUAGAAUAGCAAUAACCAAGCUCCCAAAAAGUUUAGAAGAAGAGAUUGUCAGAAAGAAAGCAAAACAAAUCUUGCAAAAUAGAUAUAGGUUUAGUGAAGAUCAAGUAAAUGCCUUAUUCACAAUUCUGAAAAACAAAAGUAGACACAGUAUAACUAUCUCAGAUAAAAAUGUAAAUAUUGUAAUUGCCAAUCAACUCUCUAAAGAAAUGGAAAAAGAAACAAUUGAAGAUAUGGUUACAAAAUUUCCAGAUAUUACAGAAGAUGCCAACAAAAUCCAGAAUGUCAAUCAAAAAAAAGCUGAAGCUAAAUGUAUCGAUUAUCCAGAUAAAUUUACAUUAGAAUCAGUCAAAGAAAGAUUAAAUGCAUAUAAUAUUAAAACUUUACCUGAUUGUCAGACUCUUGCUAAUAUUAUAAUUAUGCUUUGUAUUCCUUCUGCUAAACUUAAAACUUUAUGCAUUACAGAUACUGGAGUAACGGGAUAUGUAAAGAAUCGAGGUCAGCCAGAUAUUUCUAGAAAAUUUAGAUCGAUAGAAAAGAAUCAAGAACAAGCCAAAGAACUACUCACUUGGAUUCAGCAUACUAUAUCAUCUGGACGAAUAGGUGCUGUUUAUAGUGUAGUAGUACAUGAGGCUAAGAAUAUGGCCCAUGCUUAUACCAUUGCUGAAGAAUUUUUUAUAGAAACACUUGUAGAAGGAAAAAUUCCAGUAAAAGCAUUAAUUGAUACAUCAUCGAAGUUUAAUACUAUUAGCAAGAGCUUGUUUGAUAAGCUUGAAGAAGAUUAUGGGUUGGAAUGUUUAUCUGAUAAUAAAUUAAUUGGUGAAGAAAUAAAAUGCUUAGAUUUGCAAUUCUACUAUAAAGGAAAGUGGCAAAGUUUAGAUAGUACUGAAAUGCACAAAGCAAAAAUAAGCUUUGGAUAUUCUCCCAAAACCUAUGACAGCUAUGCUAAAAUUGUAAUAAAUAGUAUGAGUAUCCUAUUAAUCAAAGAAAAUAGUAAUAAAGACAGUUUCACAAAAAAUAGCUCACCCAAUUCCAAUCCAUCUCUGAAAAAUAUUGAGAACAUAAUUAGAUUUAUAAUUUAUGCUGUAGAAAAGGGUACUUCAUACCAUAUUAUUUCUAAUUUCUACAAAUAUCAAUACUGUCAUACUAGUUCAUAUGAAAAGAAGAAAAAAAAUGGAAAAGCUAAGGUUGCCAGAACCAUUUCAGUAUCUGAGUUAGAAUCUUCUAUUAGCGAUUCAAGUAAUUCUUCUACAUCUUAUUUGGAAAUAGAAGUUACAUAUGCACAUAAGACUAGAGCACUAGUAUCUCUGAUACAAAUCUCAUCACAUUAUAGAGCAAAGCCUAUGACUCUCUGA